AUGUCUCUUACUGAAAGCAAGACCAAGUCCCAGAAGCUUGGUCUAUUUGAUCUGCCCGAUGAACUCCUCCUCUGCAUCUUUGAAGCUGAGGAUUUGGAAUGGAGAGAUCAUCUCAACAUUCGCCACGUAUCAUCUCGACUCUUUCAAUUGACGUUCAAGCACGUUUACAACGGGAAGCGAGAGAUUUUCGAGCAUGCCUGCUAUAUGGGCAAUCUUGAUCUCAUAAUUGAGUGUCUCAAGCACAGAAACGUUCUCACCAGUCGACUUUGGGAAACGACGGGGCGCCGCGAAAUCUGCUGGACACCGCUUGAUAUCCUUUCAUUGGGGUUUCUGGAUGGGUACUUCUCGGCUGAUGCAUACAUAAAAGUAGCUGAGUGGCUAUUCGCUAACGGAUAUCAUACCGGGCAGGUCGAAAGGAUCGAGGGAGAGUUAAUAACUUCUUCUGUUUUCCCUCCCCUUGUGCUGACCACGAUCCCAACGGCAACAGAUGCAGAUGAGCAUCGUGCCAUCUGCCAGGUAAUCGAGUUCCUCAUAGACAAGGGUUUGGGAUUUCCGUCUGAAAGGCUACGUAGGGUGUUGCCCGCGAAGAAGGGCGGACAUCCAGGAUACCGGGAAUUUGCUAAGGGCUUUGACAGCAUUAUGCAGAUAAUGCUGCAGUCGGCUGUCCCCCCCGAUCUCUUCGAGGUUUUCCUUAACAAGAUGCUUUCCGAUCGGGGACUGACUCUCAGGUCUCGCCUUGCCCCUGGCCAUCGAGUUGACAUUGACUGGCACGAAUGGACAGGACUCCAUGAUCUAGUCCACAUCCUUUUCGAUGACCUAUUUGCUCCAUGGAUAUACAAAGGAGACAGCCCGAAUUACUUUUCCGAUACCUUUGAGGCUAAGAUCAAGUUGCUCAUCAAAUAUGACGGGAUUGAUGGCAAAGAGCAGUCGGCACUUGAAAAUAUCCUUGAAGCUCUGCGUAGGAUCGAAGAAGAGCAGAGAGACAAUGGCGGUCUCAACUUUGAACGAGACGGCACAUGGUGCUGGCGCGAGAUCUGCCUCUCCAUCUAUCAGACCCCUUUCCUAGGUCGGAGGGUAGGCAAUCGAUAUUCUCAAGAAGACUAUCCACAAGCAAUUAACCCCAUCAACGAGAGACGCGUGCAUGAGUUCGCAAUCCCUGGUAUGCUAUGGUAUCCCCCUGAGAUCCUGGUAGAUGCUAGGUCGACUAUUUUUGAGCAUGUUCACGACAAGCUCGACCCGUCCUGGCUCGAGGAUAACACCGAAAGAGAUUGGGUCAAUAUGCCCUUAGAUGCCUGGAACUUUAUAGGCGUUAAAAAGCGGGGGCUUGCUUUUAUGACAAAAGGGGGCCGUGGUCAUUUUCUUAGCACCGGUCGGGUUGUUCGAUGA
Molecule: messenger RNA, 1386 nt
Organism: Fusarium fujikuroi IMI 58289
Lineage: Eukaryota; Fungi; Ascomycota; Sordariomycetes; Hypocreales; Nectriaceae
Exons: 1
Coding region: 1-1386 (461 amino acids)
Source: RefSeq, a predicted model, not a curated record